This is a messenger RNA of Vollenhovia emeryi, 2402 nucleotides long. RefSeq names its product nucleolar complex protein 2 homolog (gene Noc2). The transcript has 12 exons. The record is from RefSeq and is a predicted model, not a curated record. Gene Ontology annotation, cellular component: Noc2p-Noc3p complex; Noc1p-Noc2p complex; nucleoplasm. Gene Ontology annotation, molecular function: transcription corepressor activity; histone binding. Bases 134 to 2302 code for a protein of 722 amino acids. Gene Ontology annotation, biological process: negative regulation of transcription by RNA polymerase II; ribosomal large subunit biogenesis. Lineage: Eukaryota; Metazoa; Arthropoda; Insecta; Hymenoptera; Formicidae.
AUCACCGGAAGCACGUGGAACCUGCGAAGGAAGACCUGUGUUUAUAGAUGUAUUAUGUAGCAAUAGUGUAUUAAUAAUUUGGUGAAGUAAAGUUUACAGAUUCCCGAGUCGCGAAGGUUCACUCGUCGUCACGAUGAAGGUGAAGAAGUUAAACCAGAAGCAGCUUGAGUUGCGAAAACGUAAAAAGUCAACAACCGCCAAGAGGAAGAAGAAAGAGCUGAGCAGGUUGACCACGGAAGAGUUCUUUGCGCAAGAUUUCGAGGCGGAUAGCGAUGCGUGCGACAACGGUGAAGAAGAUAAAAGCAUAGAUGACGAGGACAAUGAGCGAGUGGACAGUGACAGUAGCGAGGGCGACUUGGAUCCUGCGGAGCACAAAAAGUCGCUGGUGAAACUGAAAGACACCGAUCCUGAGUUCUAUAAAUACCUGAAGGAGAAUGACAAAAAUCUUCUCGACUUUCGAGUGUCGGACGACGAAGACGAUGACAAUUUUUCGAUAGACGGUUCUGACAAUAAACAUGUUCCCAAUGAAAAUUUGGAGGUUGCUAGCGAUGACAGCGAUUUUCAGCCGGAAGAAGAGGGCGAUUCGAAAAGGAAGAUCACUACAAAAUUACUGAAGACUUGGCAGGAAGACAUACAAACGGAUAAGUCGAUAGUCACUAUUAAGUGUGCUGUAGAGGCCUUCCAUGCGGCUUUGGAUAGCGUUACGGAACUGGCUGAUACCACCACGGAAUAUAAAGUAGAAGGAAGUGCAGCCUUCAAUGGUGUAAUGCAGCUGUGCAUAAUGUAUCUGCCUGACGCGUUUAAACGCUUUUUAAAACUGGACCCGGAAUCGCAGGAGGCACACAAAUCCAAGAGAUUCGGAAAGAUACGGUCAAUUUUAAAAUUAUACUUGUCCGAUCUUAUCAAGUUGUUACAAAGUGUAGCGUCGCCCAGUAUUCUUACGGUGCUUCUGAAGCACUUGCGUCAAAUGCUUCCUUACACCCGCUCAUUCUCGUCUUUGUCUAAACCGCUGUUACGGAUUUUAAUCAAGUUCUGGUCAGCUGCAGAGGAGACUGUUCGAGUUACAGCAUUCGUAAAUAUAUUACAUAUGGCAACUAAGAAAGAGCCCGUGUUAGAGAAGCUGUUAAAGACCAUGUAUGUGAAAUAUGUUCAGAAUACUAAGUUCGUUUCACCGAACACGCUGCCAGGAAUAAAUUUUAUGAAGCAUUCUUUGGUUGAAAUUUAUUUGCUCGAUCAUGAUGUCUCGUACAAUCAUGCCUUUUUGUAUAUCAGACAAUUGGCGAUUAAUUUGAGAAACGCCGUAACGUUAAAGAAAAAGGAAAACUUUCAGGCCGUAUAUAAUUGGCAGUAUGUAAAUUCUUUGCGCUUUUGGACGGAAUUAAUAAUUAAGUCGAAGGGUAAAUCGAUGUUGCGUUCGUUGUUAUAUCCACUAGUUCAGAUUAUUAUUGGAACGAUAAAAGUCAUUCCAACGGCGCAAUACUAUCCAUUGCGAUUCCACUGUGUAGAAAUGUUGAUAACAAUUUCUAAGGAGACGGGAACGUUUAUACCUAUUUUGCCAUUUCUUCUCGAGAUAUUGGACUCUUACAAUUUUGAUAAAAAGCAUAAAGCAGUCACAAUGAAACCUAUACCGCUCACUUGCAUAUUGAGGAUGUCGAAAUCGCAAUUGGCAGAGAAUGGUUUCAAGGAUAGUAUUAUCGAAACUAUUUAUCAAUUUAUAUUGGAAGAUGCCGCGAGCGAGAGUCAUAAGAUAUAUUUCCCGGACGUGUGCAUACCUUGUAUAAUACAGCUAAAGGCAUUUCUGAAGAAGUGCCAUGUGGCGGCUUACUGCAAGAAGAUGAAAGAGCUUUUAAAUAUGAUCGAGGAAAAUAGAAAGUACAUUGAAGCUGAGCGUAAUAAAAUGACGAUUGAUCUCAAGAACACGGCAGAGAUCGCAAAUUGGGAGAACAGAAUAAAGACGGACGGCACAGAAAUAGCCAAGUUCUAUGCUUCCUGGAUUAAGAUUCACAAGUCCAAGAUGCUUAAGCUUCUCACGAAGAACGAUGAAAAAGUCAAUGUACCGGUGAGGUUGCCGAGGAAACAGAAAUUAGACGAGCGGGAUGCAGAAGACAGCGAAGAAGAGAGCGAGCUUGAGUUUCGAUUAAAGGGAACGGGAUCCAAAGCGGAAGGCAAAAUGCCACCAAGUAAGGCGAAAAAGCGCAAGAAAAGCAAGGGCAAGGAGACGAGCAAUAAUAUCGAGGACGAAGAUUUGCCAAGAGAAGACACAGAUAUUGUCCAGGACAUAAAUAGCGACGAUUGGGACUAAAAAGAUCAUUCAAGAAUUUAUGAAUUACGUAAAAUGAGUAAUACGUGUAUUUUACUUUCCGAAACGUAUUGCAAUAAAUCUUUACAUUUGGUUCGAAAGA